AUGGGCGAGGAAGGAGCUGCUCCACCGGCAGCACCUCCAGCUCAAACUCAGGUAUCUGGUUCAGAUGGAUCAGCAGUGCGGCUUGUCGAUCCCGUCGAUCGGUAUGCUGCUCUCAUUGUCAGAGGCACCAUCGUAGGUAUGGGAAUAGCUGGUGUGGCGCUGUUUCUGCGCAAUUCUAGAUUGUUUGCAAGAUUCGAACAUGUGGCCCAGAUUCCAAAAGAGUUCAUUCGGAAGGAGCUCCAGUUGAAAGGAACAGUUCGUGAGGUACUACCCACCGGGGAGCUGCGUGUGGAACAUUCUCCCGUGGUCAGUCUUCCUUCCUUCUUCUUAAGGAAAAGGCCAGCGAAGGGUCUUCUAAAUAUUCGCCUUGCCGGUGUCGAUAUGUCUGAAGCAGGGCAGCAAUUCAUAUCGAAGGAUCUGCGUCUAAAGAAUAAGCCGAUCACGUUCACUGUUAUAAAGGCCAGCGACAAUUCGAGUGACGCUGUUGAUGCGGAUGUAACUGUAAAAAAGAACGCAUUCUCACGAACAAAUUUGAACAUCGAGGUGGUGCGACGCGGCUAUGCACGUGUUCCACCGCCUGAAUCACCGCGACAUUUGAAGGCUCUUCAGUCGAUUCCAGCGUAUUCAAGGCUAAUCAACCGUCUGUUGACGAGUGAAAAGGUAUGA
This is a messenger RNA of Ostertagia ostertagi, 666 nucleotides long. NCBI's taxonomy places the organism in Eukaryota, Metazoa, Nematoda, Chromadorea, Rhabditida, Trichostrongylidae. The record is from the annotation of a GenBank genome assembly.